Messenger RNA from Rhincodon typus (whale shark), 3332 nucleotides. It is a transcript of the gene fam20b, whose product is annotated as FAM20B glycosaminoglycan xylosylkinase. Gene Ontology annotation, biological process: protein phosphorylation. Gene Ontology annotation, molecular function: phosphotransferase activity, alcohol group as acceptor. The record is from RefSeq and is a predicted model, not a curated record. The transcript is spliced from 9 exons. Bases 307 to 1539 code for a protein of 410 amino acids. Gene Ontology annotation, cellular component: Golgi apparatus. NCBI's taxonomy places the organism in Eukaryota, Metazoa, Chordata, Chondrichthyes, Orectolobiformes, Rhincodontidae.
AGGCAACGCAGUAAAACAACGUCCGGGCGAAACCGGCAGAGGCCUUUAGGGUGGCCUUUGGACAGAGACCGGCACCGGGAAUGUCGUCGGUGAGGUGACGCGACGUUUCCUUCUCGGAUAGAGUUAUGAGCCAAUACUACUAUCAAUAUGACAACAAAUUGAUCUUCUUUGAUCUUUUUUGGACAGCAACAAUUGGCAUGAAAGUGACAACAGAGUUCACCUGAAGCUAAUGUUGGGCUGCCACAUCAAUUUUUUUGUAUUGGGAUAAUUUGUGAUACCAGUAACAAUCUUAAAUCUGAGGCCACAAUGAAGCUGAAGCAACGUGUUAUUCUGCUAGCUAUCCUCCUUGUUAUUUUCAUUUUUACAAAAGUGUUUCUGAUUGACAACUCAGACUCUUCUGCAGCAAACCGAGAAGAUCAGCACUCCUUUCAGCACAUGAUGGAUAAACUCAAGAUUGAACUGAAUCCAAAUUUGGAGCAUACACUGCAAUCGCCAUGGGAGAUAGCAGCACAGUGGGUUGUUCCCAGGGAGGUGUAUCCAGAGGAUACGCCAGAGCUUGGAGCCAUUCUACAUGCCAUGGCCACAAAAAAGAUCAUUAAAGCUGAUGUAGGCUAUAAAGGAACCCAGCUAAAGGCUCUACUUGUUCUUGAAGGUGGACAGAAGGUUGUGUUCAAGCCUAAAAGGUACAGCAGAAGUUAUGUCGUGGAAGGUGAACCAUAUGCUGGUUAUGACAGACACAAUGCUGAAGUAUCUGCUUUUCAUCUGGACCGGAUCUUGGGAUUACGCCGGGCUCCAAUGGUUGUUGGGAGAUAUGUGAACUUGCAUACCGAGAUAAAACCAGUCGCCUCUGAGCAGCUUCUGAGCACCUUCCUCACACAGGGUAACAAUAGCUGCUUCUAUGGAAAAUGUUAUUACUGCAGAGAAUCAGAACCAGCCUGUGCUGAUGGGCACAUUAUGGAAGGAUCUGUGAUACUGUGGCUACCUGACAUCUGGCCAUUACAAAAACAUAGACACCCAUGGGGCAGAACCUACAGAGAGGGAAAACUAGCCAGGUGGGAAUAUGAUGAGAGUUAUUGUGAUGCAGUAAAGAAGACCCCUCCCUAUGAUUCUGGCCCUCGUCUUCUGGAUAUAAUAGAUACAGCAAUUUUUGACUACCUGAUCGGUAAUGCAGACCGUCAUCACUACGAAAGUUUUCAGGAUGACGGUGGAGCAAGCAUGUUAAUUUUGUUGGAUAAUGCAAAGAGUUUUGGGAAUCCAAGUUUAGAUGAAAGAAGUAUCCUCGCAGCUGUUUAUCAAUGUUGCAUUAUUAGAGUAUCCACCUGGAAUAGGUUAAACUACCUAAAGAAUGGAGUUCUGAGUACUACUAUGCGGACUGCCAUGUCACAUGACCCCAUAACCCCAGUUUUGACAGAUGCACAUUUGGAGGCCAUGGACCGACGGCUGAUGGGUGUCAUAGCAACUAUCAAGCAGUGCAUUGAGCAAUUUGGGACAGACAGUGUAUUGGUGGAAGACAGAAUGAAACUAUCUCACUUGAAAUAAGGCAUUUGAACUGGAAAUCAAAUAAAACUGCUGUUCUGCAAGUGUCAAAAAUAGACAGUUGUAAAUGAUACACAGUAUGGAAUACAAACUGAAGGAAUUUUAAGAAAAUGUUUCAAUAAAUUAUUUGGAAAGAUAGGCUUGUUCCUAGGAGAGGUGAUGAAAUGUCAGUUGGCCCAACUGAAUUCUGCAUUGACGCAGGUGAGCAUAAACAGAGGCAAUAAAAUUGCUUUCUAAAGUAAUGCUUUCAUUUGAUCUUUAUUGUAACUGUAGGCAUGUUUUUCAUCUUUCAUGUUUUGUCAAAGAAGACCAACUUGUUUUAAGCAUCCUAAAGAAAGGUCAUAAAUCUCUGCUUUUCUAACAGCUGUUACCUCAGUGAGCGAAAGGUUAAGUACAUUUUUUGAUCUUUACAUUGCCAAAUAAUGAAAUCCAGAAUAUUCUCCAGCUAGACAUCUCUUUUACUUUACAUGCCUGCCUCAGUUACAUACAAUCUGCUAUAUGGACAAAUUACAAAACCCACUAAUGUAAGUCCUGUCUUACUGUUUUCUCAUCAGAAAUUUUGAAAUGUUUAAAAACUUGCCUAUGGGACACAGUAAUGGUAUUACUACAAUGCAAAUUAGAUGGAAGGAGGCAAGAAUCUGAAAUAAAAGCCCUCGAUUUCUGUAAAUUCAAAAUGUAUUACAUGUUUAAACUGCAACAUAAAAUUGUAGUUAAACUACAGAACUUAAUAUUUAUUUUCUUACUUUGUUGAGCAUUUAAAACUAUCUAACUGCUGGGCUGGAAGUAAAAGGUACCUUUUUGUAAUAAUAUUGCUCAAUAAAACUUAUCCUAUUAUUAGAGUGCAAAUAGUGAACUUCAAACCAUAGUUCAUACAAGUGUUGCAAUGUUCAGUUUUCGGUCAAACCUUUGAGCAAUGUGUGGUUGUGGGGAAGGGAGAUAUAGCUGGUACUAUACAACAAUGAAGCUUGGGACCAACUGAACAGUUAACAUUCCACAGUUGAGACAGUCCUGAAGAGCUUGGAUUUGAAAGUGUUGUGAACUUGUACAUUUUUUGCUGUUUUCAGUGCUAUGUAUUUAAAGUGGAACUUGCUUAAAAGGUAACAGAACAGAAUUGUUUAUUGAUUAGGCAUUGGGGUUGCUAGCUUUAUACUGUGCCAUGUUUGAGCUGUUGGUUUACUAUUUGACAUUGUGUGCACUAAACAUGUUUGCAGGAUACCCAAACCUAGCAAUGGAACUUUUCAAAACUGAUGGGCACUGGCAGUUCUCUGAUCCAUCAGAUUGGUUGGAUGUUUACAAUGAUUCUUGCACAGCAGGAGGACUCGGACUGUUUAAAUCAAUGAUUCAAACUUUAGCAAUGGAAAUCUUUUCUGAAAUAUCAAAUAAUAAAGUGGUAUGUAAAUAAUUAUAUAAAUUAUUUGUUUGGAGUAGACUUGAGCUAUUGCUUACAUGUAUCUAUUAUAAAUGGAAGAUUACUCCAUAUUUUAGUGGAGAAGAUGGCUGGUGCUGUGGUUCACAUUCUCUGGUAAUCCACCAUUUUGAAAAUAAUGUUCUGAUCACCUCCAAUGCAAAUAAAUUAUUUAAGCAAUGUGUAUGAUAACACCUUCUAUUUUAAUAAUAAAAACAUCAAAGCACAGCUUCAACAAAUUUGCAUUUUAUCAGUGUGUUAUAAAAUUUAAGUCUCUAUUAAAGGCCAACAGUCAAUAAUGUUUUUUGUCAUUUACUUUCAUGUUAGAGCAUUUGUGCCCUGAACGUAAAAUGGUUAAUUUUAAUGUCACAUAAAGCAUGAUUAUUCCCUG